Molecule: messenger RNA, 1872 nt
Organism: Oryza sativa Japonica Group (Japanese rice)
Lineage: Eukaryota; Viridiplantae; Streptophyta; Magnoliopsida; Poales; Poaceae
Product: plant UBX domain-containing protein 7
Biological process (GO): proteasome-mediated ubiquitin-dependent protein catabolic process
Cellular component (GO): nucleus
Molecular function (GO): ubiquitin binding
Source: RefSeq, a predicted model, not a curated record
AUUGGAAUCGUAAAUAUACUCUUAAACCGAAUUAGAUCAUGAACCAUCCAAGCUAGCCCUAAAAACCUCAACACCGGGGAGCCGCGUCGGCACACGAAACCAACACUCGUGCGGCCGUGCAGUUCCAAUCUCCGCGCCUAGCGAACAUGGACAACGCCGCUGCCGUCGCCACCUUCAUGGAGAUCACCUCCUGCGGAUCCCAGGAGGCCGCCGUGCAGCACCUCGCCUCCUGCAGGUGGGACCUCGACGCCGCCCUCAACCGCUACUUCAUCUUCGGCGGCGUGUUGGCCGCCGCUCCCGCUCCCGCUCCGGUCGCCGACGUCGCGCCGCCCGCUGCGCUGGAUGACGGGGUGCGCGCUCCCAUCCCCGCCCGCUCCGACACGCUGUACGGCGACAUGUACGGCGGCGCCAGGCGCCGUGACCGUGAUUCCCGUCCCGCCCCGUCCGUUUGGGAGGACGAGCCGCCGGCGGUGACACCCUCGGUGGCGCCGGUGUAUAUACAGAUGCCAUCUGCGAAUCCCGCGGUGGCGCCGGUGCAAAUACAGAUGCCAUCUGAGACGGCGGCCUCGGUGCCCGCUGCGCCGGUGCCCGUACACGCUCCAUCUCAGCCCCCCGUGGUUGCAAUCGCCGUCAAGAAAGAACAAAACGAGAAAGACGAGGAGGAAGACAACGGCCGCGACGACGACGACGACGGCUACAGCGACAGCGACUACGGCAUGGACACGGACGACGACGACGACCGCUACGACGAGUGCAUAGAGAAAACGCCAUCUCCACCACCCAAGUCGACGCAGCAACAGGCGACGACGCUCGCCGAGAUGUACCGCCGCCCGCGCGAGCUCAUGCACGACGCGGACUUCCACAGCACCAAGGUGCACGCGGCGCGUCAGGACCGGUGGCUGCUGCUCAACCUGCAGUCCGCCGGCGAGUUUGCGUCGCAGAUGCACAACCGGGACCUGUGGGCCGACCAGGUGAUCGCCCGGGUCGUGAGAGAGAGCUUCGUCUUCUCGCUGCUCGAGAACAGUUACGGCGACGAUGACGACGAGGCCAGCAAAGUUUGCUGCUUCUACAAGCUCCAUGACCAGCUUCCCGCCGUGCUCGUCAUCGACCCCAUCACCGGGCAGAUGCUGGCCAAGUGGAGCGGCGUCAUCCAGCCCGAAACCUUCCUGGUGGACAUCGAAGAAUACAGCAAAUCGAAGCCGAGCAUGCGUUCCAAACCCUAUAUAUUCCAAAGAAAGCCCAUGCCGGUAAGGUCAGCACCUGCAGCCAGCGAGCAGCAUCAUCAAGAACCGGCAAUGGUUGACACUGCUGCGCCUAUGGAUAUCCACAAUGUUCAAGAACCAGACACUGCUGCGCCUGCACCUGCACCUGUGGUCGAACACGGUGUUCAACAACCUGCGACUGCCGGCGCCGGCGCACAGCAACCAGCAGAUGAACAAGAUGAUGAUGACCAGCCGAUGGAAGGUGAGAAGAUGUACAGGAUGAGGGUACGAUUCCCCGAUGGCUCUGUGGUCACCAAAGAGUUCGGCUGCAAGCGGAGGGUGGCAGUGCUCUUCAAUUACUGCAGAUCGGUGCUCCAUGACAAGCCGCAGGCGUUCAAGAUCAAGAGGUUGCUCGGCGUCGGCGGAGCUUUCCACGAGUUGCCCCAAGGUGACCACUCGUUUGAAGAUUUGGGCCUGAACUGCGCGACUGUCUCAGUAAUUUUGGAUACUUAGAACGAAUUACUCCUCCUACUACUACUAUAUGGUUCAUUGGUCCUUGUAUCAGAUUCUCGGAUUCAUCACUAUGGAGUAGUUGUUAAAUUUAGUGAUUGCUUUUGCUUCAUUCUAAUUAUAUAUGCUUAACGCUACUCCGCUAGUGCGUGGCCUAAUU